CUUCUGGAGUCUGUACAAAUUGAAGGUGUUCACAUAAUAUAAUAGGACGCGUUCCUUUUCUCUCAUUGUAUUUUUCCGACAGCCAAAUCAUCCACAAUCAUAAACAUUCCUAAUCCUAAGCAACAAUUUCCUUCCAAUCCAUCCUAUAUGAUCUUUCCUUCCCUUGAAGGUAUAUAGGGUUCUUUUUUUGGAUCUCAACCUGUCCCUCUUCCUAUACCAUAAAAGCAAAUCCAACCCAUAAAGAAUCCCAUAUUUUCUGUCUCAUCUUUCCUUACCUCAUCUGGGUUUUGUCCCUCAAUCCGAAAGGAUUGAAGUUCCUGAGCAUCUCUGGUGCAUGUUCUUGUUUUGAAUUUAAGUUUUUAAUCUGAUUAAUGAGAAAGAAGAGGAAAGGGAGUGAAAUUUUAGGCCCAAAACAGAUUGGGGCUUUCGAGGGAUCCCAUGAUCUUAAUUCAUCGGUAUCGAAUUUACGAUUUCAUUACUCUUUAGAAGAUUAUUCAAGGUUGAAAAAGAGAUGCAAGGAAGAGGGUGAUGGUGGGGUCGGGGGUUGUGAAAUUGUUAAGUCAUGUAAAAGUACUAGGCUUGCUGGCAUUGCUGCCACAGCGCCACCAUGCGGGGCCUCGUCCAUAGGGUUAUCGGGUCGAGGGCUUAAGCGGAAGAUAGGGUGUAUAGAUACCGCAACUCAAACUGGUAGGAAGAAUAAGCUUGAGGAUGAUUAUGAGUUGGUGGACAAGAUUGGGAGAGGAAAAUUUGGAUCAGUUUGGUUGUGUAGGAGUAAGGUUACCGGGGUACAAUUCGCAUGUAAAACACUGAAGAAAGGUGAGGAGACUGUUCAUAGAGAGGUGGAGAUAAUGCAGCAUUUAUCAGGCCAUCCUGGUGUGGUGACAUUGGAGGCAGUCUAUGAGGAUGAUGAAAGUUUUCAUUUGGUGAUGGAACUAUGUUCUGGUGGGAGGUUGAUUGAUCAGAUGGCCAGGGAAGGCCUGUACUCUGAGCACCAGGCUGCUAAUAUAUUUAAGGACUUGAUGCUGGUAAUCAAGUAUUGCCAUGAAAUGGGGGUUGUGCAUAGGGAUAUAAAGCCUGAAAACAUUCUUCUAACUACUUCUGGAAAGAUAAAGCUUGCAGAUUUUGGCUUGGCUGUGAGGAUUGCCAAUGGUAAAAUCUCAUCUCCUUGAAAGAAAUUACUCAAUUUUUUCAUUAGGAUUUGCAUUUAUACAUAGAUACAGAAGUUUUCUUUUCUUCUUUGGCGCUUUAUGCUUACUCUGUAGGAUCAUGUCUCUGUGUAUUUUCUUGGUCUUAUUUGUUUUGAUUUCUGGUGAUUGAUCCCAAAAAUGCUUAAUGUUUCUAAUUUUUACAGAAUGUUACAGAAGUUUGAUUUGCUGCUUUGGAAGUAGCUGAAUUUACUUUGUCUUUCACUAAUGCUUUUUUGGAUUUAAGUUUGGAUACCUGGAGGGAUAAGGCAGCUUUUUAUCUUGAACGUUAGCUCCAUGAAACGACAUGCUAGUGCAACAUGGAAGAGUUUGAAUCAAAGAAUGAAUCGCCAUUUACCUACUUGUGUGCAACCUUAACCUUAUGACAAUUUUGUGGAUCAAAAACUUUACUCUUGUUCUCAUGAUACGGUGUUGGACAGAUCCAAGGCAUUAAUGUGCACUCAGAAAGAAAUCAUUGGAUUUUCUGCUCUGUUGUUGAAGUUACUGGCUAGCUGUUAAUGUGGACUUAGAAAGUGAUCAUUGGAUUUUCCACUCUUUGUUGGACUAUUAGUGUUGUUGAAGUCAUUGGCUGGCUUUCAAAAGGAUACCGAUGAGCAUGUAAUACUGAUACCUACAUAUACCAGCUGACUUAAAGAAGAAGAAGAAGGGAAAAAGGUAAAAAUGGAAAAGGUGCCGAGGGUUGGGGGAGUUUGCUAACAGACGGACAAGUAAAUGACCAGAAGCGAAUAGAAAGCAUUUGAACUAAGUUAGGGAAGAGAAAUUAACAAUAUUUGCAAUGGAGAGUGAAGAAAAUCAAUGUGGCCAUACCUUUUUCGACCAUCAAUUAUAUUUUCCACUGGAAUUGACUCUCUGACCCCAUGCCAGAUCAGACAAGAUUGUGUAGAUGUGUUCCUUUUUUUUUUUUUUUUGCAUAUAUGUGUUUUCGUCAUUUUCACAGGAAGAGAAGCUCAGCUGCAUUGCUAUUCACGUCUGCUUAAUUAUUUACCUUGAAUAGAAGAACUUUUCCUUCGCUGUUUCUAUGUGUCUUUAGUCCAAUUGUCACUUUCCUACUAUAAUUUUAGCCUUGUUUUCCAGUGGUAAUUGGUGCUUUUGGUUUUUUGCCCACCCAAACC
Molecule: messenger RNA, 2317 nt
Organism: Coffea arabica (coffee)
Lineage: Eukaryota; Viridiplantae; Streptophyta; Magnoliopsida; Gentianales; Rubiaceae
Source: RefSeq, a predicted model, not a curated record